ACACACUCACACUCAGGAAACGGAAGUAGCAUGACAUUUCACUUUAUGUAUAGCUUUUAAGACAGACAUAGCAUUGUGGUUAAUGGGGCUCGAUGGCUUUUGCAGUCACAACGGUUCCGAUCCAUUCUGGGAUUGGAACCGGACAUGGUACACUCCUAACCCAGACCUGACCCAGUGUUUCCAGAACACAGUGCUGGUGUGGGUCCCCUGUAUCUACCUCUGGGUGUGUGCACCCCUGUAUUGCCUAUACCUCCGCAGCCAAAGUAGUGGGUACAUCCGCAUGUCCCAUCUCAUCAGGGCCAAAACUGUUUUUGGGUUCUUGCUGUGGAUUAUCUGCUGGGCAGAUGCUUUCUACUCUUUCUGGGAAAGAAGCCACGGUACAUCCCUAGCGCCCGUCUACUUGAUCAGCCCCAUGCUGCUGGGAGUCACAAUGUUGCUGGCCGUAUUUCUCAUACAGUAUGAGAGGAUUAAGGGGGUCCAGUCUUCUGGGGUGAUGCUGAUUUUCUGGCUGAUCGCGGUGGUCUGUGCUGGUGUCACUUUCUGCUCCAAGAUCAGGCAGGCUCUCAGUGAGGUGUCUAGUGUCAGUGUGUUUCGCUACACCACCUUUUAUACAUACUGCUUUCUCCUGCUGGUCCAGCUGACCCUCGCCUGUCUCACUGACCAGAUGCCACUGUUCUCUGAGGCUGUGAAAGACUCUAACCCUUGUCCAGAAUUAAGUGCUUCAUUUCUGUCUAAGAUCACGUUCUGGUGGAUCACUGGAUUGAUGACUCUGGGCUACAAGCGCCCCCUGGAGGAGCGUGACCUCUGGUCCCUCAGUGAGGAAGACAAGUCUCAGGGGGUUGUUGCCAAGCUGGUUCGGAGCUGGCAGCGCGAGUGUGCAAAGAUCAAGAGGCCAUUAAAGUUGGUGUACUCUCCAAAGCAUACAGCCAAGAGGGAGGCCAGAGAGAAGAACGAACAGCCGGUGGAUGAGGCAGAGGUCCUCCUAGUGAAGAAAACCCAGAAGGGCAGAGAGCCAUCCCUCUUGCUGGCUAUGUGCCAUACCUUUGGCCCCUACUUUUUGAUCAGCUUCCUCUAUAAGUUCAUGCACGACAUCCUCAUGUUCGUUGGGCCUGAGAUUCUCAAGCAGCUGAUCCACUUUGUAAAGGACUCCAGUGCCCCCUACUGGCAGGGCUUUUUCUACACGGCACUGCUGUUCAUCUGUGCCUGCCUGCAGACUUUGAUCCUGCAGAAAUACUUCCAUGUGUGCUUCAUGACGGGCAUGAGGCUGCGCACCUCUAUCGUGGGGGCUGUCUACAGAAAGGCUCUGAUCAUCACUAAUGCUGCCCGCCGCACCUCCACGGUGGGGGAGAUUGUGAAUCUGAUGUCGGUGGAUGCCCAGCGACUUGUGGACCUGAUGACCUACAUCAACAUGAUCUGGUCAGCUCCUCUGCAGGUGGUCCUGGCUCUCUACUUCCUUUGGCAGAAUCUGGGCCCCUCUGUGCUGGCAGGUGUGGCAGUGAUGGUACUGAUGGUGCCAGUGAAUGCAAUGAUGGCCAUGAAGACCAAGACCUACCAGGUGAGGCUUUCUACUCUUCAUCUCUGUGAAGAUAAUUUUAAUGCAGCUCUUUUUAAACAAGACAGAAAUACACCACCAAAGAGACUCAGUGCACACAGCCCUGUCCUGUUUUAGUGGUAGCUAUAUUAAGA
Polyodon spathula (Mississippi paddlefish) is the source of this 1686-nucleotide messenger RNA. RefSeq names its product multidrug resistance-associated protein 1-like. Gene Ontology annotation, cellular component: basolateral plasma membrane. The transcript has 11 exons. Gene Ontology annotation, biological process: glutathione transmembrane transport; xenobiotic transport. Lineage: Eukaryota; Metazoa; Chordata; Actinopteri; Acipenseriformes; Polyodontidae. The coding region runs from base 83 to 1669 and encodes 528 amino acids. The record is from RefSeq and is a predicted model, not a curated record. Gene Ontology annotation, molecular function: glutathione transmembrane transporter activity; ATP binding; ABC-type xenobiotic transporter activity.